This is a messenger RNA of Anoplopoma fimbria (sablefish), 1526 nucleotides long. RefSeq lists its product as uncharacterized. Lineage: Eukaryota; Metazoa; Chordata; Actinopteri; Perciformes; Anoplopomatidae. Gene Ontology annotation, molecular function: hydrolase activity; nucleic acid binding; metal ion binding. The record is from RefSeq and is a predicted model, not a curated record. The coding region runs from base 76 to 1164 and encodes 362 amino acids. The transcript has 3 exons.
GUUUGAGGAAGACAGUCGUGUGAACCGACGGACAUCAGUUCAGCUGAUAUUCAGGAAACCUGAGGGGCGUGUUUGAUGCUGACAUCACCAAGGAUGUAUCGCCUCCUCCCCCUCGCCGCUCUCCUCCUCCUAUCCAUCGUUCCCACGGUAACUGAGGUGGUGAAUUCGAUAUCAGACUGUGCAGAGUAUUUCCUUCAAAAUCCACCACGCAUCCCGGGAAUCUUGGAGGGAGGAAACAUCCUGGACCAGAACAGAUACAAACCCAUUUGCCAAACUUGGAAUAACCAGAGGAGAUUUGUGACGCUCUACGACACAGACAACAAGAUCCCAGUGUUUUCUGCCUACAAGUACAGAGGGACAAAUAGCAAAAGGCCCAAAAACGAACCAUGGAAAAUAGAACCACAGCUUGAGAGCGAAUCUGGCGACAAUAACAUGAAGUAUUCAUCCAAAAAUGAGAUUUACGACAAACAGGCAGGGGAUACUGACUACUUACGCAAAGGCUACGACAGAGGGCAUUUAUUUCCGUGCUCUUACGCAUCAACCAAAGAUGAUAAGAAAUCUACCUUUACCCUCACCAACGCUGUCCCACAAGAAAGGAAAUUCAACCAGGGAAGCUGGAAAAGAAUGGAGACCUGCAUCAAAUUUGUUCUCGAUAAGUACUGCCACAACAAUAACGGUGUCAUAGAGGGAUUUUUGGUAACUGGAGCAAAGCCCGGCACCAGAAAGAUGAGUAACAAGGUUAAUGUUCCUUCCAUGCUCUGGUCAGCAUUCUGCUGCUUCAGUUACAGUGAAAGCAGGUGGCUAGCAAGCGCACAUUGGGGCCAAAAUGUGCAAGAUGGUAGCAAACAUCUUCUGGAGACAAAGACCUUGGCAGAGCUGCAUCAAGAACUGAACUCAGAAUUUGAGGUGUUUCCUGGAACACAAUGUCCUCUCCACACAACUGUCACUCAGUUGAACCCAAAACUUUGCACAUGCCCAUCACCCAGUACCACCAUUGCCAAAUCCAGGCGUAGGGCUUUUGAGGAGUCUUUGAGGUCAGUUAAAAGGAUUACUAAGCGCAAAAGGAAGUACAUUUUCAGGAGCCCUUGUAGAUCACCGUUAUCAUGUGGGGGGAACAGGAAAAGGGGGUAUAAAUAUCCCUCCCAUCGAUCUGCCUCCUGUUAACAAUGUUUUGCACUGACGAAUUCCUGCUUGGCUUUACAUGUAAAUCAAAAAAUGAUGUUUCUCUCAGUUGAUCAUGUUUCAUCUAAUCUUAUACAAAUUGACUAAUAAUGAGAGAAAACACACUGCAGAUUCUGUUGCACUUAAAUCUCUUCACUAAUAGAAAUUGUUGUGUUAAAUCAAUAGAUUGUAGACCGAUUGUGUACAUUUUCCCUCCAAAAACGUGAUUAUGCAUGACAUGAUUUUAUUCGAUGAGUUUAUCUUCCUCUUCAAUGUGUUUUUAAAUGCAUUUCUUUGCCUUAUGUACAGCAUUUUAAAAUUGCCUCUGUGUUGGAAGGUGGUAUGAAAAUAAACUUGCAUUGUGU